Xenopus tropicalis (tropical clawed frog) is the source of this 2596-nucleotide messenger RNA. Its product is annotated as oocyte zinc finger protein XlCOF29-like. Gene Ontology annotation, biological process: positive regulation of transcription by RNA polymerase II. The coding region runs from base 82 to 1608 and encodes 508 amino acids. The transcript has 3 exons. The record is from RefSeq and is a predicted model, not a curated record. Gene Ontology annotation, cellular component: nucleus. NCBI's taxonomy places the organism in Eukaryota, Metazoa, Chordata, Amphibia, Anura, Pipidae.
CUCAUCUCCAACAUCAUCCAGCUGCUGACUGGAGAGGAGUGGGAAUAUAUAAAAGGAAACCAGGCCCUUUACAGGGAAGGGAUGAAGGAGGAGGAGGAGGAGGAGCCCCAGCAGCUCCACCCACUGGACUGUGAAUAUGAAGAUAAGAGCAUUGUUACGGGUAAUCUGGAAGCAACAUUAUGGCCUAAUAAUGACCCAGCCAAGAUUUUAGCUGAGGAUUUGGUUAAUUAUGAACACAAAAAUCUCUCAAAACCUGACAUUUCUCCAGUGGAACAGCCCCCACCAGCAAAUGGCAUUAAAGGGGAACCAGUUUCAUGUGAAGAGGGAAUCGAAUCAGAUUGCGGCAUUAAUCCCCUUACAGAAGAGCCACAGAGAACAGAUUCACCAUACAGCUUGGCAGAUAAUUAUAUAUCAAAUGGGAUUAAAGAGGAGGCGGCUUCAUGUGAAAGCGUGAACCAAUCAGACUGCAGGAAUAAUCCACUUACAGAAGAAGUACAGCUAAGAAAUACACCUACUCCUAUCAUGGGAUGCAGCCUGAAUAACGGCUCGGCAGAGGAUUAUAUUACAGUAGCUAUUAAAGAGGAGCCAGCAUCAUGGGAAGAGGAAACCCAAUCAGAUUGCAGCAUUAAUUCACCAGGGGAACAGACUCAGGACACAGAUACACCUACUUCUAUCAUGAGAUUCUGCCUAAAUAGCAGUUUGCUAGAUACUAAUUUAUUAAAUGCUAUUAAAGAGGAUACACUGUCCUGUGAAGGGGAUAACUAUUCCGAUUGCAGCAUUAAUCCACUUGCAGAGCAGAGUCCCCCGGGCUGUAAGCCGUUCACAUGUUCCGAAUGUGGGAAAAGUUAUACCCGCCGCUAUAAUCUGAAAGUCCACCUGAAAAGCCACACAGAAGGUAAAACCUUCUCUUGUUCUGAAUGUGGGGAAGGUUUCGCAGAUCACACAGAUCUCGUUACUCACCGGAGACUCCACAUAACGCAGAAACCCUUUCCUUGCAAGGAAUGUGGGAAAUGUUUCACCAACUGCACCAACCUCAGGGCGCAUAACAAAACCCACACGGGGGAGAAGCCCUACUCCUGCACUGAAUGUGGGAAGACCUUCAGGGAUCGCUCGCACCUCAAUAUACAUAAGAAGAGACACACAGGGGAGAAGCCGUACACCUGUUCCGAGUGCGGGAAAUGUUUUGCCUACCGCUCAAACCUUAUGGUGCAUGUAAGGAUCCACACGGGGGAGAAGCCGUUCACUUGCUCCAAAUGCGGCAAAUGCUUCACUGAUCACGCAAACCUGAUUGUACAUGAGCGAAUGCACCGAGGGGAGAAAAGCUUCUUUUGUUCUGAGUGCGGCAAGUGUUUUGCACAGAGCACCAAGCUAACGCUGCAUCAGAGAAUUCACACCAAAGUGAAACCCUUUAAGUGCAACGAAUGCGGGAAGUGUUUUACGCAGAGCCCACACCUUAUUGUACAUCAGAGAAUUCACACAGGGGAGCGGCCCUACUGCUGCGCCGACUGUGGGAGAUGUUUUAUAAGCAGCUCGCGCCUUAACACCCAUCGCAAAGUUCACAAACAGGCCGAGGGUAACACUGGGGAUGGUAAAACAGUGAAUAGUUGAAUAUGUUAGAAGGGUUAUUCACCUUUAAGUUAACGUUUAGUAUAAUGUAGAUCAUAAUAUUCUGAGACUAUUUACAACUGGGCUUCAUUUUUUAUUAUUUGUAGCUUUUUCAUUAUUUCACUUUUUGUUCAGCAGCUCUCCUGUUUUGGAGUUUCAGCAGCUAUCUGGUUGCUAAGGUUCAGAUGACCUUAGUAACCAGGGAGCGGUUUAAAUGAGAGACUGGUAUAUGAAUAGGAGAGGACCCGGAUAGAAAAAAUAAGUUAUGAAAAGUUAAUGAUAAAACUGUAGUUUCACAAAGCAAUAGUUCUUUAGUUCCCAUUUGAAAUCUGCAAUGAGUUGCAAGAAGGCAAUUAAUUUCAAAACUAUAAUAAAUAAAAACUGAAGACCAACUGAAAAGCUGCUUAGAAUUGCCCAUUGUAUAACGUACUAAAAGUUACUAAAAAUACUUAAAUGUGAACCACCCCUUUUAAUGAAUAUUUUAAAAAUGUGUCUGGAAAAAAAAGUGUCACAGAGUUUUAAAGUCACAUGACUUCUAAGUGUUCCGCCAGAUACAAACCCUAAAGAUUCAGCCAAAUCAUGUGAAAGUGCUGGGAUUCAGCUGCACCCUGGGUUUAAUAAAGCAAUGCUUUUCUCCUGAGUGAUAUAUUCUUUAUAUUGCAGAGACUGUGGGGGAUAAGCAUAAUUAGCAGUUGCUGUGUCACAAUACUGUGGCCUUUGCUUAUAUUGCAGAGAGGAAUUUGUCAUUUUCUUCUACACAACUUCCCUCCGCAGUCCCAACAACAUGCAGGUAGAAUCAUAGUGUGUGUAGUGGGACCUGGGACUCCACUGUGGCAGGGACUUGCUGUGAUGUCUGUAAGCUCUUGUGGAAUCUGUUGCUAUUUAAUUACUAUUAAUGAGAGAUUUAUGUGAUAUUUACAGUUUCAGAUUAAUUUGCUAACAGGUAAUUAGAAAAAAGAAAAACAUAAAUUAAUAAAAUAUUAAUUAUUAA